This is a messenger RNA of Coprinopsis cinerea okayama7#130, 2805 nucleotides long. RefSeq lists its product as hypothetical. Gene Ontology annotation, cellular component: SCF ubiquitin ligase complex. The coding region runs from base 1 to 2805 and encodes 934 amino acids. Gene Ontology annotation, biological process: SCF-dependent proteasomal ubiquitin-dependent protein catabolic process. The transcript is spliced from 8 exons. The record is from RefSeq and is a predicted model, not a curated record. Lineage: Eukaryota; Fungi; Basidiomycota; Agaricomycetes; Agaricales; Psathyrellaceae.
AUGAGCAUCGUCGACCUCCCCCCAGAACUAUUUCCCAACGUCGCGCUGCACCUCCCACUCUGCGAGGCCCCCUCUACUCUCCUAGCUCUCGCAUCGACAAACAGCACGUUCCACGAACUAUGCCUACCCCUCUUAUACUCGCAUGUCAUCCUAAAGAACGAAACGCACGCUCUUAGCGUCCUCAAGGCGCUGACGACCAGCCCAGAGAAAACCCGUUUCGUUCGUGGACUUCAUAUCACAUCCGAGCUGUCCAACGAGGUGCGGUUGAGCUCCACCGAACUGGACGUGGUCAGAGCCGUGGAAAGACUCAUACGCACAGGCUAUCUCUCUGAUCUUCAUACAUUGGAACUACACCUCCAAGGAGGGGAGUGGUAUAAGCGACUCGAUGAAGAAUUGGGCGAGAUUAUUUGGUACGAAGGCUUUGGAGAGUUUGAGGCGCCUUUUUGGGAGUCUUUGAAGGGGUUCUGCCCAAAUUUGAGGAACCUUAGCCUGAAGCCUGUGGAAGCUUCUGAAGACUGCGUUGAAAGACUGUCUGGCGGGUUGCGAAGCCUGUACCUCGAUCCGAACUCGUAUGAAGAGAUGUGUUUCGACCCUUUCUUGGACAUGAACUUUCCCUAUCUCGAGUCAUUCACGGUGGGCCACUGGAUACUGGGUGAUCUCACCAAGGCCAUGCGAUUCUGGGAGAGACACUCAACACUGCGAGAUGUCUGUAUUGGCGCCUACCCAGGCGAUGCAUGGUUCUCCGACUGCUCAUCCAUGGAUGUUUCCGGUUUCCUCCCGGCGCUCAGGAGAUUGAAGGCCUCGUUCAUAAACGUCCGAAACCUAGCGCCAAUCCUCCAUCGCCUCAUUUCCCUCGAAGUAUCGUCUAGCCUCAACGCCCAAGUGCCUUACCUUCUGCGGGAAAUCCUACCAUCCGGCCUCCCUAAUCUCAAAAGUUUGCUGAUUGAACAAGCGUCGAAUUAUGGUGGGAGGUUCAGCGAACAUGAGGCUGUAUACUGGUACGAAACGCCUAACGGCGAGUUCAAAGAAGCGGAGAAACCCAAACGCCUCAAGCAGGGGUUCUUGAAACCGAUGGUUGACGGGUAUCUCCACUCAAUUGCUCGUGGUGCACCGAAUAUCGAAGAGCUCGCGCUGGAAGGGCGUGACAUGGAUAUGAAGAACCAUCACCGCAUUUUAGGGGACCUUUCCAACUUUAAACGCCUCAAGAAAAUAUUCGUCCAAUACUUACCCCGCGAUCUUGAUGAAGAUACUAAGGACCGAUUUGCAUCGUUGGCAAGGGACACAGCAGAGGCAUGCCCUCUCCUGGAGACGUUUGGGAAUAUCAAUAGAUCCCUCGACCAAGACUCCAACUACCUGGUAGCGCGGAUUUCUCGAGCGGGGGACAAUGAAGUCAAAGAAGUGAGGCUCGGUCUGGGUAAUGGACUCGUGGUAGGACAGGAGAAUUGCGCCUUCCCUCUAACCAGCGGUGGACUGUCGGCGAACGAGAGAAGCGCAUUGGCUGUUCUCAAAGAGUUGGCGCAGAGGGAGGGCAAGGGGAAUUGCGUCCGCGGGCUUCACAUUGCAUCGACGUUGUCGCAGAAGACACUGGACGACCCUAACGCCAUUGACGUCUUGACGGCACUGGAAAAACUCAUUCUAUCCGGCGGUCUCCCUCGUCUUCAAACUCUCGAAGUUCAUCUUUACGGAACAUCGUGGUACAUUCACGACGAUCCGGAAAAACGGGAAUGGCAGCGCCCUUUGGAGGGAUAUGCAGAAUUCAGGAAGUCGUGUUGGACGGACCUCGAACAGUUCUGUCCCCACCUUCGAUCGCUUACUCUCUCAGAGAUUGGAAAUACCGAGGACAAUCAUCUCACUAACUCUGGGCUCUUCGAUAUCCAGAAUCUCACCCAUCUCUCUCUCCAAUUUCGUUCGGGAAGUCUUGAUCGACUGGGAAACAAAAAGCUGCAAGAAUGUGUGGCUAAUAUGGCCCCUCAUCUGCGAAGUCUGUGUCUUUAUGCCGAUAGCCAAGACGGAGAAGAGCGACUCUUUAUCGACGAAUACCUAGACCUCAGUUUCCCCGUACUCGACUCAUUGAAGCUGGUAUGGUGGGAAUUAGAAGAUUCCGCGAAAGCUAUGGAAUUCUGGGACAGGCACCCCACGUUGGAACAGAUUGAAAUUGACCCUCUGGUCGGCACCCUGUGGUGGUUCAUCGAUUGUUCUGCCAUGGACACUUCGGCGUUUCUUCCAAGAUUGAGGAACUUGAAGGCCCGAUUCCAAGAAAUACGAAACCUAGCUCCGAUUCUCGAACGUCUGUCCAAGCUCGAAGUCAUCGGAAGCAACAAUGCACAAGUACCCUACCUCCUCCGCUCAGUGAUCCCUUCAGGACUUCCCAACCUGCGAAGCUUGCUCAUCGAGCAAACCACCAACUUCUAUAACGUAGAGUUCAGCGAAAUCGAGGGUGCCCAUUGGUACGAAGCAACCAACGGGGUGUUCAAGGAGGCGGACAAAACAGGCAGAUGUAGAUGGCGUAAGCCUAUGUGGAACGGAUACCUACAUUCCAUCUCCCGUGGUGCGCCCAAUGUCGAGGAACUGGCUUUGAGCGGACUGGAGAUGAGGCCCAAGAACCAUCCACGAAUCAUCAGCGACAUCGCCUCUUUCCAACGACUCAAGCGACUGUUCGUCCAGUAUAUUCCUAAAGCGCUUGACGCACUGGACAAGAAAGAGAAGGAGCAGUUCAUAGCUUUGGCACGUGAUACGGCAGAAGCAUGUCCGUCGCUGGAGAUCUUCGGAAAUUUUGGCUCGCCUCGCGUGUUAGUGGUUCUUUGA